GUUGGGAAUUGGGAUUGUUCCAACGUCUUUUCGGUGAUUGGUCCACUGGGUAUUGCGUCGUCGACGCCAUUCCGUUCGGUGGAGCUUACAUGGCGGCAGUAACUCGACCGCAGCUCAUCCAUCCUCUUCCUACGAUCUUCAAGCCUUCUCUUUUCCUCAGACACCAUCUCUCUCGCUCUCUCGCUUCUCCAUGUAAUAUCCAUGGCUCUCGCCUUCGAUCCCUCUCCGUCUCUCCCGUCCUCUGCUCGCAGCCCCACCAUUCCCCUCAGGGUGAGUCUAAUAAACCGCUCUCUGCCUCGAUUGUCGGGGAUCUUCUGGAUUAUCUGAAUGAAUCCUGGACGCAAUUUCACGCCACUGCUGAGGCAAAGAGACAGCUUUUGGCUGCUGGGUUCGAUCUUCUUAGCGAAAACGAACAGUGGAAGCUUAGGCCUGGCGGUCGUUACUUCUUCACCAGAAACAUGUCGUGUUUGGUUGCUUUUGCUGUGGGAGAAAAGUACUCUGUUGCGGGUAAUGGUUUUCAUGUCAUAGCGGCUCACACUGACAGUCCGUGUCUGAAACUUAAGCCAAAAUCGGCAUCAUCCAAGUCCGGUUACCUGAUGGUCAGUGUUCAGACUUAUGGCGGCGGUUUAUGGCACACCUGGUUCGAUAGAGACUUGAGCGUGGCAGGGAGGGCGAUUCUGAGAUCUAGCGAUGGCUCGUUCAUUCACAGGCUUGUCAAAGUGAAAAGACCAUUACUACGAGUGCCCACUUUGGCCAUCCACCUUGAUCGCACAGUGAACAGUGAUGGAUUCAAACCGAAUCUGGAGACCCAUCUUAUCCCGCUUCUAGCGACAAAGCCAGAUGAAGCUUCGGCAGAACCAAAGGACAAAAACGUUCCUUCUUCCUCCAAAGAUCCUCAUCAUCCAUUACUCAUGCAGAUUUUGUCAGAUGAGCUGGACUGUAAGGUCGAGGACAUAGUGAGUCUCGAGUUAAAUAUAUGUGAUACCCAACCCAGUUGUCUCGGAGGGGCAAACAAUGAAUUCAUAUUUUCUGGAAGACUUGAUAAUCUCGCAUCAAGUUUCUGCGCAUUGAGAGCGUUGAUCGAUUCAAGUGCUUCCCUGGGCAGCCUGUCGAGUGAACAUUCUAUCCGGAUGGUCGCUUUAUUUGACAAUGAGGAGGUUGGUUCAGAUUCGUGUCAAGGUGCCGGAGCACCCACGAUGUUUCAAGCCAUGAGACGGAUUGUGAGUUCAUUAGGCAAUGGGCAUGUCACCGAAUGUACUUUCGACCGUGCUAUUCGGAAAUCUUUUCUCGUGUCUGCAGACAUGGCCCAUGGGAUUCACCCGAAUUUUUCUGAAAAGCACGAAGAGCAUCACCGUCCUCAGAUGCACAAGGGUCUGGUCAUCAAGCAUAAUGCAAACCAACGCUACGCAACCAGCGGCAUCACAUCUUUGCUUUUCAAAGAAGUCGCAAAAUUACAUAAUCUUCCAACUCAGGAGUUUGUCGUGAGAAACGAUAUGGGAUGUGGCUCAACCAUAGGCCCUAUCUUAGCUUCAGGAGUUGGAAUCAGAACUGUUGAUUGCGGGAUCGCUCAGCUUUCGAUGCAUAGUGUGAGAGAGAUUUGUGGGACGGAGGAUAUAGACAUAGCGUACAGACAUUUCAAGGCGUUCUACGAAUCCUUCUCGACCAUAGACCGGAAGCUCACGGUGGAUUAGUCGUAACUCGUGAUUUAACCCUUUUACAUUGCAAGACAGCGAAAUCAAGCUCCAUGGAGUUUGCUUCCAUGGCGAUGCAGCCACAUGCUUAGGGUGCUCUUUUCUCCAGGUACUGAUGAUCAUAGUCACUGUAGAAACUUUCAUUUUAUGGUUACAAAUGUAUUACCAUACUUGGUGGUGGCGGUGGGUUUUCUCUUUGAAAGAAACUUCGUUUAGUAUCAAGAAACAUAUAUUUAUGUAAAGUGACAAAAGUUACAUA
Molecule: messenger RNA, 1950 nt
Organism: Tarenaya hassleriana
Lineage: Eukaryota; Viridiplantae; Streptophyta; Magnoliopsida; Brassicales; Cleomaceae
Product: probable aspartyl aminopeptidase
Exons: 10
Coding region: 90-1691 (533 amino acids)
Biological process (GO): proteolysis
Molecular function (GO): zinc ion binding; aminopeptidase activity
Source: RefSeq, a predicted model, not a curated record